AUGGUUGGGAAAGGAGUCGUUGAAGUAAAAGUUGAACCACCAUCUCCUCCUCCACCAAAGCCUCCUCCUCCUCCAAAUCCACCACCACUACCUCCUCCUCCUCCUCCUCCAAAUCCACCACCACUACCUCCUCCUCCAAAUCCAUUCCACCACCCUCCUCCUAUCCCUCCCCCCAAAGUCCUCCUCUCCAAUACCUUCCAAAAUCCACCACCACCUCCUCCUCCUCCCCCAAAGCCUCCUCCUCCUCCAAAUCCACCACCACCUCCUCCUCCUCCACCAAAGCCUCCUCCUCCUCCUCCAAAUCCACCUCCUCCUCCAAAUCCACCUCCUCCUCCAAAUCCACCACCACUACUGCCUCCUCCACCAAAACCUCCUCCUCUUCCUCCUCCUCCGAAUCCACUACCACCACCUUUUCCAAAGCCUCCUCCUCCCCCUCCAAUUCCUAUACCUCCACCCCCUCCGAAUCCACCACCACCACCCUUUCCAAAGCCUCCUCCCCCUCCUCCUCCGAAUCCACCACCACUCCCACCUUUUUCUAAACUUCCUCCAAUUCCUCCCCCACCUCUAUCCCCUCCUCCUCCUCCUCCUCCAUAUCCACCACCACUACCUUUUCCAAAGCCUCCUCCAAAUCCACUACCACCUCCUCCAAACCCUCCACCUUCUUUCCCUCUCUCUUUUCCAAAACCUUUAUCUCCAACGCCUCCAAGUCCCCCACCAAAUAGCCAUCCUCCAACAAACCCACUACCUCCCCCAAGUCUUUCUCCACCAAAUAAACCACCAACUCCCUCUCGGCCAAGUGCACCACUUCCAUCUGCUCUUCCUUCAAACCCGACAUCUCCUCUACAGUCAUAA
Macrobrachium nipponense is the source of this 852-nucleotide messenger RNA. RefSeq lists its product as uncharacterized. Bases 1 to 852 code for a protein of 283 amino acids. NCBI's taxonomy places the organism in Eukaryota, Metazoa, Arthropoda, Malacostraca, Decapoda, Palaemonidae. The record is from RefSeq and is a predicted model, not a curated record. The transcript has a single exon.